AUGGAUGGGAUAGAGGAUGAUCACCAGCGGAAGCUUUUUACUGCAGGGGUGGAUACGCUGGAUAAAUUCAGCGCUUUUGCGACCGGGGAACCCGAUCUGCUUGCAGUACUGAAAGAGGAGUUUGGGCUGGACCCUUCGGCAAGUCUAGCGGCCAGGGGGCAAGUGGCAUCUUUCAUCGCAGCCUGGAAGGCAUCCAAGGUACGGGUGCAACGGCAGGCCGAAGUGGAAGCAGAGCCGGACACCCGGGAAUGGACAAAACCCAUUCCCACGGCGGAGUAUCUUCUGCUGCGACAGGCCUACGUCAAGGCGCAUGGCACCCUGGAUGAGCGAGUCCUGCCUUCUAAGGAAUUUCUGGAGAAGAAAUUACAGGAGGUGGAACACGGCGAGUUCAAAGCUGAAUCCCUGCAGGAGGUCACCACGCGUGACGAACUGGAUCCAGAUACCUUGGUUCCGGUCUGGGACUCGAAAGGAGUUAUGACAGUAAAGCGUGGCAGCUCUCGGGUCCCCCUUCCCUCAAAUCCUGAGGAACUUCGGCGACGCUUGAACAUUAUGCGGAAUGCUUAUCUCAUGUUGAGGCUAAAAUUUCCGGGGCGCGCGGACCUGCAGGACAUUGGGGCUGACCUCUUCGAACGGUAUAAGGAAUAUCUUCUGGGGGAUUAUGUCCACAACUUGCAGGCGCGGGAUUCGGCGGACAGCGUUGUUCACACUCCGCCUUGGCAGCUGGUCCUCUCCUACGAGCAGGCCAUCCGGAAGCAAGCUUUCCAUUACAUGGUCACGGAAUCGAUAGCCAUGGGAGCAGCCUGGGAGAAGGCCUGGAAGGACCCGGUGACGAAGGAGCGGCAUUUCGCGACUCCUCUGUCACUCUACGCCAAACGGAAGCCAGACCCACCCCCGAAUCUGCCUCCUCGUGAUACCUGGAUCGCAAGGCCGCCUGGCAGAGGUCAGAAGGGAGGACCGGGGAGCCCAUUUGUUUCAGGUUCAACACGGAAGAAGGACUUUUUCCUUUCGCGGGUUCGUUCGGGGUGUUACUUUGCUGUGGUCUUGAGUCCUCCCUGUUCGACCUUCAGCAGAGCACCGUGGCGCAACAACCGCGGACCUCGGCCGCUGCGUUCCUACGACCACCCCGACGGGCUUCCAGGCUUGCGCUGGGGCGAGCAGCGCAAGGCUCGGCUGGGCAACACCCUUGCCGACUUCUCCAUGCGCGUGGCAGCGGCGGCACUGCACCUGGAGCACAGCUACGUGUUGCUCGAGCAACCUGAGGACCUUGGGGCGGUCGCAGCCGGCUCACGGCCGUCGUCUAUGUGGCAGCGGGCAUCCUUUCGGGCCAUCGCGGAUCACCCGAGAGCUCUGCACGUUGCCUUCCACCAGGCGGAUUUCGGUACACCAUACCCGAAGCCAACGCGGCUGCUGCUGGCGACGGGGCAGCCACUUCCGGACGCUAUGCACCGUGGCUUACCUUCCUUCGACGACCUCGGCUUCUAUAAAGGACCGCUGCCACGGCAUGCCACAGCUGGCCGGAUGAAACCACGCUCAGGUGCUGCCUUCGCCACUACAGGCACGGAACAGUGGCCUUCGGACUUCUGCAAAUGGGUUGCGACUUCCAUCUUGGAUGAUUUCCUCAGCCCUGCCUCCACUGCUGGCGUUGGGGACUCUCAAAGCUCGGAGACAGAGGCCUCGGACGAUGAGACACCGAAUACGGGGGGCAGGGUCUUUCGCUUCAACCCGGUCACAGAAUCAGCCAAGGAGACAGGGGGCCGACUGGGAGAGACGGAAGAACUGUCACUCAGGUGCUUAAAGAGGGGCUACGUUACAGGCGCCGAACUGCUGGAGCUAUCGGGAAGGCUACCGGACGAGACGCGGAUAAGGGAAUCUGCGCUGGAGGUGGAGGGGCAGAGAUCCUUCACCACGGGGGCCUAUGUUCACAAGGACAACGUAGGACUGAGGCGGAACCUUCGGAACCACCGCUGGACUAGUGAGCUUCUGGCGAGGGUCCUGGCGGUCUCAUUCCCGGGGAAGCCUUUCUCUUCUCUGGCGCUCUUCAGGGACCUCAAGCAACCGGCGCACCGAGACUCGACGAACGGUCCAUGGGAGAACCUGCUCCUGGCCUGCGCAACCUUUGAGGGGGGUGGCAUCUGGGUUCAGGCCGAUGAGGGGCCGACCAAACGUCAGGUCCUCAACAAGGAGAUGGGGGGACGAGUACUGGAGAAGAGAGGCAAGAUCACCUUCGAUGCGCAUCGCUGGCACUCUACGGAGCACUGGACUGGAACGAGGCUGGUCUUGGCGGGCUAUACGAUCGCGGGCGUGGAGAAUCUCGGAGCCGAAGACCGUGGUCUACUACGGAGUCGGGGCUUUGCCCUAGACCCCACACCGGGGAAAGCCCGGGAACCUGGCCUCCAAUUCCUGGAGGAGAAGGGCCAGCCAGAGUAUGCCGGAUGGGACCCCUCGAAACGCAAGUACUGCUGCGCGGAAGGCUGGGAAGAUCUGCGGCUGAAGCUGGAUGACAUCCUCCUGGAGCACGCGGGAGGUGACGCGCAGCUGGACAGAGCCCCCUUCGAGAUGGCGGCGAAGGGGGAACUCGGCUGUGGCUUGGUCUCGGACCCAGCCCUCCAUGGAAAGCUGAUCGGGGCGAUGGUGGCGCACCUCCAGCAGAAGGACCCUGGCCAAGGUGACCUGGAUGACGUGGACCCGGGUCAGCCCUUCCGACUUCGCCUCAUUUCGGCCCUUUUGAAGGAU
Molecule: messenger RNA, 2733 nt
Organism: Symbiodinium necroappetens
Lineage: Eukaryota; Dinophyceae; Suessiales; Symbiodiniaceae
Source: the annotation of a GenBank genome assembly